Molecule: messenger RNA, 3385 nt
Organism: Chara braunii
Lineage: Eukaryota; Viridiplantae; Streptophyta; Charophyceae; Charales; Characeae
Source: the annotation of a GenBank genome assembly
UUUCGAGGAAGGAGAUUUCCGCACUUCUUUUACAUUUUAUUUUCGUUAUGAAAAUCUGUUUAUGAUGGAAUAUGUCUAUAAGACAUUGUUAACCACUAGUUUUAGAAGGUGUCCUUUGUUUUCUGUUCCCCGAGAGACUGGCGCUGGCUUGCUAAAGACGCCUCUUGUGUGGGUGUUGCUGGGUUUGUGUGACUUGCUUGUCACACUGAUAUGGCGAUCUUCGACCCAACCAGCAGUUGGGAAUCGACAAAGAGCAGAGUCGUGGCUUUUCACAAUGCUAAGGGUUAUUCACUUAUUGUUGAAAAGCUGCUGGUUGGCACACUGGCUGUGAUGGUAAAGCCAUGGCUUUACCUAUCAGCGGUUUGAUUGGACUGUACGAAGUCAUCAAGACGUUUGUGAUGCAGAGGUACCGGCUGACCGAGCUAGAAGAAGAUGAGUAACAGUGGUGGAGUGACCCGCUUCUGUCAAUAGGACACAAAUAACAGCCGAGUAACCAGAGGAGUGACCUUUUUUUUUUUUUUUUAAUUACCCGGUCUUUCUGCUAUAGUGGGGAUGGUAUGUUUUUUUUUUCCUUUUUGUAACCUGGAUUUCCUGCUAUAGGGGGAUAUGAUUAUGAUAUGAGCAUUCUCCCCUUGCAGAGGACUGACUGAGUUGUGUCACGAGGAGACAAAUACCGGCAAAGGAAGCAGAGGAGUGACUGACACUCUUCUGUGAAGACGAGAGAGAGGAGACUAUUAACAGCAGAGGAGCGACCCACCCACUUCCUUCCGUCAAGAAAAGGAGGCGAAUAACAGCAGAGGAGCGGAGGGAGUUAGUACUGUGAAAAGGAGAGUAAGUGAGAAGAGAUGGACCGAAAGCCAUUACUCGGGGCCCAAGAUGCAGACCAGCGGAGUCGGUACGAAGCCUAUCCCUAUCACAAUCCCAAUCCAGCAAGCACUCAGAGGUUGUACCCGCCGCCAACGGCGCCUCCCUACCCUGGAGCGGUGGUUAACUAUGACCAUCGGUAUGUCGGGCCUGGCGCCUCGCCACCUCUGCAAUUGGUUGCGGGAAUACCCUAUGUUCCACCGAUGGCAGAUGAUUGCCAGCGUGUGUACAUUCCUCCUGACUGGACUUACGGUCUCUGCGAUUUCCACACGGACGUUCCCCUCUGCCUACUGACCUGGUUGUUCCCUUGCGUAACCUUCGGUCGCAACGCGGCAGCUAUCGACGACGGUGUUACGAGCUGUACGACUGCUGCUGCAGUUUGGUGCCUCCUUCAGUCCUUUUGCGGACUGGCCUGCCUUUAUUCUUGGGGCUUCCGGACAAAGUUGCGCAGAAAGUAUAAUCUUCCGGAAGAGCCGAUGCCGGACAUUCUCGUCCACUGCUGCUGCAUGCAUUGUGCUCUGUGUCAGGAGUACAAAGAACUGCGGUAUCGAGGCAUCGACCCUGAGGGAGGGUGGGGGCCGACGGCCGUCUACGGUGCCCCAACGGCUGCUCCGGGUCAACAAGCGAUGGGCGCUAGCCCGUAUGGAUUCAAUGCCCGAGGAGUGUAACUUUCCGAAAGAGCCGACGUUGGAAAUCCUUCAUUGUCUAUUGCUGGCCACUGGCUGGCGCUCUUAGGACCGGACUCCAGAGGGAACCAAGUUCAACCAACAAACCCCGCGGCAUUAACGCAGAGGAUUGCGCAAGUCUCAAAGGUCUGUAUUUGGAUUCUUUACAGUUGGUUGCUGUAGAAUUCCACUGCCCAUGGGCCUAAGGUAAUACACCAUAGGUGGUGUUGUUUUUUUUGUUUGUUUGGGCCUGAGGUAAUUAAUACAUACAACAUAGGGCUUUAUAUAUAUAUAUAUAGCUUUUUUAGGUGCAUUAGGGUGCUGCUUACAGCGGAGGGAUGUUGCAGUGGGUGCUUGUUGCUGCAUGUGGGUAAGUGAACACCUGUUUCCUUAGGUUGCGUUCAAAGAAUUGGCUCUUCUGGCCAGUGCCAGAGAUUCUGGUCCACUUUGUGAAUGUCUUUUGAUGUGAAUAUGGACCAGAUUCUCUUGCGCUGCGAUUGGAGCGAAGGGCAUUGUGCUGGCGGUCGUGGUGGUUAUGGUCGUGGUGGCGAUGGUCGUGGUGGUGGUGGUCAACUACCUACCGUCUGCGCCCAAAUAGAACUCCCUGUCGUUAUCAUGGUAUCUAGUCAGAAAACUGCCCCAAAUACAGCUAUAAUCACUGGGUGUUCUAUUCGGGAGAAGAUGGUAGGUAGUUUACCACCUAUACCAUCUUAUACGCCAUCGGCACGGACGGAUGGUGAGGUUCAAUGGCUGGCUGUGGCCUGCUUGUAGGUUCUAAGGUGCAUCGGCAGAGGAGGCAUGAAAGUGCGACUAACUAGGGGAUACGAGGGGAACCGAUAUUCCGUGGCAGCUGUUGAGGUUGUGGUUUGUUUUGGAUGGCGCGAUGGCAGAACUUCAAAAAAACUGUCAUCAUGGUUUGUUCGUCGCAAACAAUGAUUUUGGGACCGGCGUGGUUCCGAACGGCUCUGUGGUGAGUCAGGAUGUGCAUCGCCGUUCCGUUGACUGGGUUUACGUCUACUUACGACAUCAGGAGAGACAUAUUGUCGGUUGCAGCGUGUGCAAGCGUUCACUGCAUCAGAGAGUCACAGAGUGGGAGCGGAUGUUCGUUGUGUUGCUGCAUGCGGUGGCGGAGAUUUAUCGCAGUGCGGUAGUAUGGGUCAGUUGAUAGUAGUAUGGUCUCGCUCCAGCACUCGCCAAGUGUGCAAAAUGAGAACGAAUCUCCUGCUAGAACAUGGGAAAAUGCACUGCCAUAUUUUUUGUCGUUUGUGCACGUGGUGAGGAGUGGACCGAGGCCCGUAGUCAUGCAGUGCAGCAGGCGGUCCUUUAUAUGAAGUGCCAUCUUGAAUCCAUCUCCUGCUGUGUAGGUGUGUGUGUAGGUGUGUGCCAGCUGGUGGCGACAGGGGGGCGGGGUGCAUAUGGCUGUCUUAUUUUGGGAGGCGGACAACACACAGAGAGAGAGAGAGAGAGAGAGAGAGAGAGAGAGAGAGAGAGAGAGAGAGAGAGAGAGAGAGAGAGAGAGGUUGUUUCAGAAAGGAAUUUGUAUUGUGUAGGUAGGAUUCUUGGAGUGAUGAUGUUCCUUGUUGUGGAUAGACAGAUCUCAGAUGGAUUUGUUGGCGGGGCGUGGAUGUGCAUUUUGUUGUUUAUAUAGAGUUAUGAUUGUUAAAGAUCUCUGGAGAGGUGAUGAGUUGAGGAGGGAAGCUGGAAGCUAGAUACAGUGGAAGUGUUGGGGGACUUUCGAGAAAGAGUUGCAGGUUGUUCUCGAGGGAGAAGAAGUCACUGCAGAGGUUGGUAGGGAGAUCAGGGGAGAGAGAGAGAGAGAGAGAGAGAGAGAGAGAGAGAGAGAGAGAGAGAGAGAG